AUCUACCAAGUGACCAUGAAGCUGCUGCUGGGAGGAUUGUGUCUGUCCUGGGCUGUGGUCCUCAGCUUCUCUUACCCCUGGAUGAAGCACAUACCAAACAUUACAGAAGAUGAGCUGAGCCAGGGACACACCCACCCCAACCAUGCAGGCUUUCCCAAUCGCUGUGAUGGUCUGGGAUUUGAUGCCAUCACCCUGGAUGAGCAAGGAGUUACCUACUUUUUCCGAGAUGCGUUUCUUUGGAGAGGGUUCCAAGCUCCUGCCCAAUUCAUCAAUGAAACCUGGUCCGGAUUACCGGAUCACAUCGAUGCAGCAUUCCGGAUGCACCAUAAAAACUCACCAGAGCAGCAUGACAGAAUGUUCUUCUUCAAGGGGAAUCAUGUCUGGCAAUACAAUGGCAAUAAACCAGAAGGCCAGUUCCUCAUUCAAGACAAAUUCCAUGGAGUUCCGGAUAAUUUGGGAGCUGCAGUCGAGUGUCCUCAGGGAGAGUGCCAACAUGAUUCUGUGCUUUUCUUCAAAGGAGAUACCACAUACCUGUUUGAUCUCAGCACCAAAACAGUGAAAGUGAGACCAUGGACAGGGACACAUCAGUGCACAGCAGCCAUGAGGUGGAUUGAUCGUAAUUACUGCUUCCAAGGGUCAAACUUCACUCGGUUCAACCCUCACACUGGCCAGGCAUUUGAGAACUACCCCAAGGAUGCUCGGAAUUACUUCAUGCGAUGUGAAGGUCGAGGCCAUGGGAACAAAACUGCAGAUCCUUCCAUUUAUAACCGUUGCAGUAACCGGUCCUUUGAUGAGUUUAAUGAAGAUGAACUCGGCAGAGUUUACGCAUUCCGAGCCAAUGUGUACUUUCGCCUGGACUCCAAAAGAGAUGGCUGGCACCCAUGGCAAAUUCAUUCUACCUGGCCAUCACUGCACGGCAAAAUCGAUGGAGUUUUCACCUGGAACAAGAAGAUCUACUUUAUCCAGGGAUCACAAUUAUUCAUUUACAAAGCUGAGGCACAGUACACCUUGAUUGAAGGCUAUCCCAAACCUAUCACAGAAGAGCUGGGAAUCUCUGGUGCAGGUGUUGAUGCAACAUUUAUAUGUCCAGGAACAUCGCUUCUCUAUGUCAUCAGGGGUAAUCGGGUGCAGAGUGUCAAUCUGGAACAGACACCCAGAGUUUUAGAUAAUGGGUUCCAGAUUGGUCAUUCCCACGUGGAUGGUGCUAUGUGUAACACUGAGGGCAUCUUCAUAUUUGUCGGCACUAAUUACUACAAGUACAGUUCAACAAAGGAGCUUGAAGCACAGACAGAGACCCCAGACCCACACAGCAUCAGUGUGGAUUUCAUGUCUUGUGUACACUGAUUGGACAGUCAGGUAGCUGGAGGGUGGGACACUUGCACUGGCUUCACCAGAAUACCAAAGGGGGAAGUUUCAGGCGGACACCUGAUCACACUGUCCUGAAUCACAGCAAUUAUCACUGCAGCCUCUCCUAAAGUGCAAAGCCUUUCUGCCGAGCUUACUGUGUACAAUAAACAACUGGACAAUUCCAAGUU
Messenger RNA from Hemiscyllium ocellatum (epaulette shark), 1535 nucleotides. Its product is annotated as hemopexin-like. The coding region runs from base 16 to 1344 and encodes 442 amino acids. The record is from RefSeq and is a predicted model, not a curated record. NCBI's taxonomy places the organism in Eukaryota, Metazoa, Chordata, Chondrichthyes, Orectolobiformes, Hemiscylliidae. The transcript has 10 exons.